Mycena citricolor is the source of this 1203-nucleotide messenger RNA. The record is from the annotation of a GenBank genome assembly. NCBI's taxonomy places the organism in Eukaryota, Fungi, Basidiomycota, Agaricomycetes, Agaricales, Mycenaceae.
ACACGAAAGCAACCCAAGGGCCAAGGCAUCUAAUCCUUCGAUGAAAUCAUCCAUACGACGCGAUCGAUUCCGUUGUUCGCUAUCCACUCUCAACCAUGCAUGUCGAUACGUCCACCUCGCGAGGCUAUAAGAGACAGGCUCAAAUGCAGUCAGAGGACAACAGAAACUCAAACAACUAACUGCAGCAGCUACCUCCCACACUCGACCCAUCGAUGUCUCCUACAUAUUCCUCAUUCGCAGUAAUUGGUGCUGGCACUGUCGGUGGCCCUAUCCUCGCCGCCCUGGCCGCCCAGCCGUCCGUGAAAGUCAUCCUCCUCUCCCGCGGCGCGUCCACAUCCAAGACGGUCUCAGCGAGCGUCGAGGUCGUGCAAGUCCCCUCGUACGACGACGUGAUCGCCGUCGCCGCUGCACUCAAGGCGCACAACGUCGAAGUGAUCGUGUCCACGCUGAACACCGUGGCUCUUCCAUCUCAACUCUCUCUCGCGGAUGCAGCGAAGCAGGCCGGUGUGAAGUUGUUCUUGCCGUCUGAGUUUGGCUUUUCGACGGAGGGAGCCACCGAGGGGUUGUUGGGCGCGAAGCAACAGACCGUCGACAAGCUCCAGAGCGUCGGCGUGCCCUACCUCCGCAUCUUUACCGGAUUGUUCAUCGAGUUUGUGCCCUGGGCCGUGAACUACAACGCGGAGGCCAAGAAGCUGUACGUGGUCGGCAAAUCGGAGGGCGCCGUGUCGGUCGCAUCUAUCGCUGAUAUUGCCGGCUAUCUCGCGCAUGUCCUGACGCACCAACCCACCGCUAUCCUGGAGAACAAGAUCCUGCGCAUCGAAGGUGACCGGAUCCCGGGUUUCCGGUCUCUUGGGCCGCUCUUCGGCGCGGAGGUCGUGACGGUCGAAGCGAUGGAAGGGGAGAUGGCUGACUUCAAGACAUUCUUGAUGAGCCUUGCUGACCAGGGUGUCGCAACUACGGGCUGCGGUGUUAAAGGCUUGUCCGACGAGGAGGCGUCCAAGAGCGGCAACGUGCUGUGGGCGGGACACCAGUGGAAGACGGUCAAGGAUGUAUUCGGUCACUAGUCGAUGUUAUGUCACGGGGUAUUCUUCACACAAGCCACGGAUUUUUUCUAUGCGCGCUUGCGGCCUUCUUGGCGUCUCGAUAGCAGCCUCACUUCAGAGCGCUGGACCCUUGCAUUGCAAAUAUGAAGCUACUGAAUUA